GUUUGAGAGAGGAGAGUCCCGUCCUUUUUGACCUCAAAGUGCAUUACACUUCUCCUCUUUGUCUUCUUUGGGCCUAUAAAUAAUCAACUGCGUGUAUUGCAACGCAAAUCUCACAUUCUCUAUAUUUUUCUUUUUCUAAUUUAUCUCACCGAAUCCCUCACGCAAUCUCACCGAUUCCAGAGCGAGACCAAUAAUUCAAUUAUUUCGUUUUGGUAUUGGUGACUGGUGACAAGCAAUCAUUAAGCAAUUAUUCAACCUGUAUUCCUCCAAGUUCUGAUGUGCUAUGCUUCAUUGUUUAUAACAUACUCCAGAACAUUGCUUAGCGCUUGGCUUGUUAUUUAGUAGAUAAAGUGAAGUAAAGAUCUGUUUUUUUCAACUGGUAAAACAAAUAGAGAUUCAGAAGCCUCGAGUAGGAAAAUAUUUAGAGGAACUACCCCUCUUGGUGAGUUUAUAUGUGGUUGAAUGAUUUGUUUUCUCCUUGAAAACAAGAUGGCUGGUGUAAAACGAAGAAUACAUUCUGAUUCAGAUAUGUGUGCUCUUCACAAAGAGUUGGAUGAGGCUUCAUGCCCUAUCUGCAUGGACCAUCCGCAUAAUGCAGUUCUCCUCCUGUGCAGCUCGCAUGAUAAGGGUUGCAGAUCUUACAUCUGCGACACAAGUUACAGGCAUUCAAAUUGCCUGGACCGCUUUAAAAAAUUAAGGGCCAACACUAGGAGCAGUCCAACUUUACCCAGUUCUUUACCUGUAAACCCAUACAAUUCUAGUAAUACUUCUGAUGUGAACUUGGCUUUGAGCACCGACUUAAAUGAGGCUAGGGAAAAUCACAAUCUAAAUGAAAGAAGCACAGUAAUAUCUGUUGGAUUGCCUGGAGAAGGAGGAGGAGAUGGUAAUCGGGAUACAACUAGACAUCUUGAAAUACAAGAAGGCAUUUUGGAAACAGUUGAUUCUGAAUCUGGUCGGGAAAGGGUUGAGAUUGAAGAAUUAGAUGUGGAGAAUUCAUCUGAAUCAAAAUUGAGCUUGAAAUGUCCAUUGUGCCGAGGAGCCAUUCUUGGCUGGGAGGUUGUAGAGGAGGCCAGGAAGUAUCUUAACCUGAAGAAGCGAAGUUGCUCCAGGGAAUCAUGCUCAUUCUUUGGUAAUUAUCAGGAAUUGCGACGGCAUGCCAGAAGGGUUCACCCAACAACCCGACCCUCUGACAUUGACCCAUCUAGAGAACGAGCCUGGAGACACCUUGAGCACCAGAGGGAGUAUGGUGAUAUUGUCAGUGCUAUUCGUUCAGCUAUUCCCGGUGCUGUUGUGGUUGGGGACUAUGUUAUUGAAAAUGGAGAUAGACUAGCAGGUGAGAGGCAAAGUGGUACAGGGGAAGUUAAUGGGCCAUGGUGGACUACUUUGUUUUUGUUUCAGAUGAUUGGCUCAAUGGAUGGUGCAGGGGAACCUAGGGCGCGGUCGAGGGCUUGGACAAGGCAUCGACGCUCAGCAGGAGCUUUAUCUGAACGACGGUUUCUUUGGGGAGAGAAUCUGUUGGGUCUACAUAAUGAUGAUGACGAUGAUGAUGACGACGAAGAAGAUGACUUUCGAAUCUUAAGCGAUAUGGGUGACGAUGCAUCACCAGUUCCUAGAAGGCGUAGGCGUUUGACACGGUCAAGGUCCAACGGAGAUCAACCAUGAAGUGUCAUAAUGCCUGGUAAAUUUCCAGUUUAUUAAUAUUUACUGGAAUUCUUUUUCGGAAUGGCUUGGCUGACCCAACUGGUGUCUUCGCCAUUAUUGUUCCAGUAAUGCGCUGAAACUGCCUUUGAACAACAGGAUCCUUCCUGCUGAUCAAGAAGCAGGAUUUCAGAAGCUUACAAGCUUGGUCCCCGUCAUGAGUAAGCAGAAAGUUCAGUUAAAGAUGGCGUAAAUUGGAGUGGGAUUCUGGUUCAGCUCAAGUUAUGUUCAGUGAGUGGAGAAGACUACCAAAUUCUAUUGCUAAAGGCUGACUCUAACACGAGUCACACUUGGCUUUAGAUCUGUUUUUAUUACAAGUGGAAGUGGAGUCAGUGCAUUGUGAUUGCUUAUGGGAGUUUGUAUGUAUAAUAAGUAUUGUCAUGGAUUGAUGAUCUCCAUUUGAACUA
Corylus avellana is the source of this 2105-nucleotide messenger RNA. The record is from RefSeq and is a predicted model, not a curated record. Lineage: Eukaryota; Viridiplantae; Streptophyta; Magnoliopsida; Fagales; Betulaceae.